GAAGACAUAAAAACAAUUUUAUCUCUAAAUCGUCCAGCAUACGAGUCAGAGUAUACUUUCUAAGAGAUAAACUUUAGCACCGAGGAAAUGCUGGACAUAAAAACGUUUACGUUAUUGAUUGUACUCGUUUGUUUCGAGAAUCAAUUAGUGUCAAGCGAUGCUGAAGUCGAUUAUUGUUAUUCUACUGCUGUAUAUCCGUACCUGAACGCUGGUUCAAAAACGGCUUACCAUUAUAUGCAUGGCUUGGUUACAAAUACCAGUAUACCAAAUUGCAAACCAGUACAAAUUUGGAUGCUGGCAAGACACGGGACUCGUUAUCCAGGAUCAAAUGAGAUCAACAGUAUAAAAAAGAAAUUACCAAAACUACAACGUCGUAUCAUUAAAAAUCACGAAAUAUAUGGAAACGGCAGUCUGUGUAAAUCAGACAUAGAACAUUUAAAGGCGUGGGAAGUAGAUUCAACCCUUAGCAAGGACAGACAAAAGUACUUGACGAAGCAAGGCGAAGAAGAUCUAAGAUCAAUAGCGGCAAGAUACAGCAAUUAUUUCCCUAUACUUUUGCAAUCUGAUUCAGUUUACGAGGAAAGAAGCAGAUACAAAUUCAGAACGACUGAUACCGAACGAACCAUAAAUAGCAUGAAGUUUUUCAUCGAUGGUCUCUUUGGUAAUAUGUCCAACAUCGACACGGAUAUAGUGCCAACGGAUGAAGAUACUUUAUUACAGCUUUAUAAAACCUGUAAACCAUGGUUGGAUUCGAAGCGUAACUCAUCGAUGAACUUCGAAGUUGAAGCUUUUGUGAAUGGUUCGGUAAUGAAUCAAACGAUUCAUGAAGUCAGUCAACGUUUAGGAUUUGCAGAUGAUCUUCCCUUUGACUCUGUUUCGACUAUGUACACUGCAUGCACCUUUGAAAGAGCUUGGUUCGUCGAUAAACUGUCUCCAUGGUGCGCUGCUUUUACAAAGGAAUCGCUAAAAGUGUUCGAAUACGAGGAAGAUCUUUACUAUUAUUAUUACUCCAGUUAUGGUCGUGAAUUGAGCGACAAGAUUGGGUGCACAACGUUGCAGGACAUGUUCAAUCAUUUCCUGAAAUUGGAGAAGGGUGAUUCGAAUGACGAACCAUACGGUGUCUUUUACUUCACACACAGCACAUCGCUUCAGUUGCUCUUCAGAACGAUGGGAUUUGCAGAAGACACGAUACCUUUGAAAGCUUCGAAUUACGAAGCCAUGAAAAAUAACAGAAAAUGGCGCACCAGUCAUCUCGUGCCAUUUGCCGCAAAUAUAGCAGCUGUCUUUUACAGAUGCGAUUCUUCGAAUAAAGUGAGAUUUUAUCUAAACGAGAAACCUUUGUAUUUGGAGGGCUGUGAUUCAGGUGUUUGCGAUUGGGAAUAUUUAAAGGAGACAUUGGGAAACACUGCGUUCAAUUGUAACAUUGACUUUUGUAAACAAUGAAAAUACUGUGCAUAUUGCGCGAACAAUGA
Messenger RNA from Colletes gigas, 1472 nucleotides. RefSeq names its product multiple inositol polyphosphate phosphatase 1-like. Gene Ontology annotation, molecular function: acid phosphatase activity; inositol phosphate phosphatase activity. The record is from RefSeq and is a predicted model, not a curated record. Lineage: Eukaryota; Metazoa; Arthropoda; Insecta; Hymenoptera; Colletidae. Bases 88 to 1443 code for a protein of 451 amino acids. The transcript has 9 exons.